This is a messenger RNA of Dimorphilus gyrociliatus, 358 nucleotides long. The record is from the annotation of a GenBank genome assembly. NCBI's taxonomy places the organism in Eukaryota, Metazoa, Annelida, Polychaeta, Dinophilidae.
GAUGGCUAAAAACUUAUGGAAUAAACUGUGGAAUUUAGAAACCAGUAUCAACUCCUCUGAUAAGAAAGAUGAAGAUCAAGAGACCAAGUUAGAAGACUUUGAAAAUGAAUAUAUAUCUGAUGAUGCAAGUGAAGAUUCAAGUAGUGAAACCAAUUAUGAAGGUUAUGAUAAUGGUAAUGAUAUUAAUAAUGAAAGUGAUUACCAGGCCAGUGAUAAUAAUUCUGAAAGUGAUUAUAGUGGCAGUGAUAUCAAUAAUGAUGAUACUGAAAGUAAUCAUAGUGAGGAUGAAGUGAUUGAAAAGGAAACACACUUUACCAUAAUAAUUAAAGGAAAAAUUAGGAUUUUAUCCAAAAAAUAG